AGGAGGAGACGAGGAAGGCUGCUGUGGAUUGUCGCUGCCGGUGUAUCCCUCCGCUCCAGUCCCCGGGGUGUAGUAGUAGUAUUAGUAGUAAUAAUAAUAAUAAUAAUACUUGCAGUUAGUGCUCAGCCCAGGAGAAACCGCGUCUUGCUGCUGCGUCUUGUUCACAUUGCCCUUCCCGGACUGUGUUUUGCCUUUGGAAUGGAGAAGUAUCUGCCUCAACUCUUGGCUGAAAAAGACGCCUUGGAUCCUGCUUUUACCCACGCGCUGAGGAUGGUGACUGAAGCCACCCAUGGGAUAUUUGGAGCCAAGAUGAAAGAUCAGCUGAAACCUUCAUACGCUCCCGUCCCUCCAAGCAAGACUGACUCGCAUCUGGAGGAAGGUCUCAUAUCAGACACACUUGACAGAGCGCCAGAUACUCCCGAGACCCAUCAGCCUCCCCUUAUCAAGCAUGCCGCGAAAAUGAUACUUACACUGCUGGACUCCAUCACAGAAAUUGAAAAGAUUCAAAAGGGGGAUGAGAAUGAGAAUGAUGAUAGUGAUGAAGACGACCAGUAUAUCGAUGUCGUGAUCAACAAAAACAUGAAACUGGCACAAAAAGUCCUAAUCCCUAUAAAACAGUUCCCUAAAUUUAACUUUGUUGGAAAACUACUGGGACCACGAGGCAAUUCUCUGAAAAGGUUACAGGAAGACACGCUAACCAAAAUGUCCAUAUUAGGGAAAGGAUCCAUGAGGGAUAAGGCAAAGGAAGAAGAACUCCGAAAAAGUGGAGAGGCGAAAUACUUUCAUCUUAAUGAUGACCUCCAUGUUCUUAUCGAGGUCUUUGCGCCUCCAGCAGAAGCUUAUGCCAGAAUGGGGCAUGCCUUGGAAGAAAUCAAGAAGUUUCUUAUUCCUGAUUACAAUGAUGAAAUCAGACAAGCACAGCUGCAAGAACUCACCUACUUAAAUGGUGGCUCGGAAAAUGCUGAAGUCCCGGUAGUCCGCGGCAAGCAGCCAGUCCGUGCCCGGGCAGCACCCGUCACUGCACUGUCCAGGGGUCGCGGAGGAGUGCCACCUCCAUCAACAGGGGUACCCAGAGGAGCACAAGCCCCCAGAGGUGUCACCCCAGCAAGGGUACCAUCUACAAGAGCUAGAGGACUGAUUACAUCAAGGGCAAGGGGAAUACCCCAUCCAGCGGGAUACCGACCCCCUCCACCAACACAGGACACUUAUGGGGAAUAUGAUUACGAUGAUGGUUAUGGAACAGCAUAUGACGAGCAAAGCUAUGAGUCUUACGAUAACAACUAUAACUCACAAGUACAGAGCACGGGAGAUUAUUAUGAUUAUGGACACGGGAUUGGAGAGGACUCCUAUGACUCAUAUGGACAAGAAGAUUGGGCAAAUUCCAGACACAAGGUUGUUUCCUCAAGAGCCACAAAAGGAACCUACAGAGAUCAACCAUAUGCAAGAUACUGAUUGUACAGUCUGAUGUGAAUUAUGCCCUCUGCUCCAGCCCUGUUUACUGUUCAAAGAAGCAGGUAAAAUAUAGAAGAACAGGACUGAUACUAAUGGGCCUUUUAAAUGUUAGGUCUUCUUAUCCUACAUACUGCUCAGAUGGCUGCGGAAUUGCUCAGUAUUCACCAACGUGCCUACAAUGACUACAUAGCUUGGAAACGAUAACUCAUUAUUUAUUAUUAUUAUUUUCUUUCCGGUAGAAAAAGAAUUUUCAGAACACUAAAUUAUCCAUGGUAAACGUCCACAAGUGGUUUAUUUUCUAGAAAACCAAUAAAUUCCUUCUUUUAUAUGUUUCCUGUUGGAAACGAAACAUU
Molecule: messenger RNA, 1805 nt
Organism: Hyla sarda
Lineage: Eukaryota; Metazoa; Chordata; Amphibia; Anura; Hylidae
Gene: KHDRBS3
Product: KH RNA binding domain containing, signal transduction associated 3
Exons: 13
Coding region: 199-1452 (417 amino acids)
Biological process (GO): regulation of alternative mRNA splicing, via spliceosome
Cellular component (GO): nucleus
Molecular function (GO): mRNA binding
Source: RefSeq, a predicted model, not a curated record